This is a messenger RNA of Pocillopora meandrina, 6094 nucleotides long. The record is from the annotation of a GenBank genome assembly. NCBI's taxonomy places the organism in Eukaryota, Metazoa, Cnidaria, Anthozoa, Scleractinia, Pocilloporidae.
CAGCAAUUUUAGACCCAUGUAUAAGUAUGGUACAUACUCUCUGAGAUUCUCCGAUAAAAGUCAAUGGGAAAUGAGCUUGGAGCCCAGGGUUGAGAAGAAAGACUACUUUGAUGCAAUAAAAAUUUAUUUUGUCUUUUUAUCUCAUGAAUGCUACAUCUGAUUUCAAUUCUUCAUCCUAAAGAAAUUUGAGAGAUGUUUUGUUUCCCCAUAGGAACCCCCAAUAUAUUUUUGAUCUGGCCUCUUUGCUCUGCACUUCCAUGAGAUAUUAAAUCUCUUUACAUAAUGGAAGAAACUGGUGCUUCGACUUCACAGUUCACAAGAGAAGAAUCUCUUGAGGAAAAGAAGGUGAGAGUUGGCAUUUCUGAUCUAAAUGUUUACCAAAAGGUUAUUAUAAUCCCUCUUAAAUUGGUUGUGAGCAACUGCAUGGUCAAUUUAGGAUUUAUGAUGCAUCUUUCAAAAUCUGCUCACUCCUUUAUCUGCCAAGCCCAGUGCAGUGUCUAGUUGCCUGGCCUCCUCUGAUCCUAACAACCAAACAAAGUUAAUGACCAAAUUGAAUGACAUCUGGUCCAAACCUGUCAAAUCUCACAAAACCUCACUAGAUACCACUUAACUAACAAAUUCAGCCCAAUUGACCCAGAUUAUCAACCUUAAAUUACCUGAACUUUAUCAUCACUAUUACAUUUAUCAACUUUCCCCAAACCUCUGCAUGAUCAUGUGAUAGUUAUAAUGUUGCCAACAGUAGCACCCAUGUAACCUGACCAACUGAUCAUCAACCGUAUCUACCUUGCAACCUUACAACCUGUUAUCAACUAUUGACAAUAGACUCUACCAACUUCACCUUCACCUCACAAACCCUUCACCCUUAAAUCAAUUUCACCCAUCCCAGGAACCAAAUCACUCACGGAAAUCACUAUGACCAAAGUCACUGUGUUACUGUAAAUACCUGUAAUACGAAUGAAAUGAAUAAAUAAAUGUUCAUCGUGUAUUUUCUUUAAAUUUAUAACAAGAUCGAAAAAGUGUGAAUUCUGGGUGAAGAUUUGACUGACUCUUUUCUUUUGUAGGGCCUGGCUGAAGAAAAAUGCCCUGGACAAGAUGACAACAAUGACAUGGUAACUGCCGAUUCCAACAACGAAGAGGUGUGAAAAAGUAUCAUAUGUUUUCAUCAAUCAAUUAGUGAAGGGAGGUCUUUAUUCACGGUUUUUAAUGUAUCGAUCAAUUCGAAGUUUAAUAUCCCUUUCCCGGGCAUUUGAACUUUUGCCCCCCCCCCCCUUUGGGGCAAAAUUGUGUUUAAAUGCCCGACCCAAUUUUUUUUGUAAAAGGCAAAAUCAACGACCGUGACUCCCUAGACACGGACCAAGCUUAAAGGCUAGACCUUGUAGACCCUUUUUUGGCCAUUCGCACGCGAAAGUAAAUUAUUUACCCUUGACACCUCCAUAUUUAAAGAUAACACUUGUAUUCCGCUGGAAAGACUGGACACUACCGGUUCUAAUUCCCCAUUCCCAGCCAAGCAAGGUCGUCACUGGGUUGCCCGAGGGGGGGGGAAGGGAUUUUCAAGCGGCCUAGAAACUAUCGACGCUUGACAGACGUGAAAACUUUCUUAAGUCUUUUUUCUAAAUACUGAAUGAAAAGCCGUCAAAACACUAGAAAAUAUGAAAAAUAUAUUUAUAAAUUCAAAGAGACCCAAAACAUUUCUUUUCACAAAGCAUAUCUGUGAAGACUGCAGAAAAAGAAACGGCUGUACUGGAAUGAUUACAUCAGAAGUGAAUUUUGUCUGUGUGCUUCUUAGCAGUGACGGAAUUUUAUAAUAAUGUGAACUUCUAAAGUUUUUUUAAAUCCAAACACGAGUUAGCGCUGGCGUGACACGGAUCUUUGUUGCUAUUGUUGUUGUUGGUGGUUUUUUUUUCGUUUGGUUAACUGUUUGUAGAAACGAUGCUGCAAUUUUUGCCAAAAAGAGUGCCAAACCCACUUCAGUCACAAACUUAUUAGAUGAUUUAGUUUAAUACUUCAAAUUUUUUUUUCGUCAGGUCUGAUUCACUGUUAAAAAUACGAACACACACCUUCCCUCUUGAACGACGCACGCCAUUUAUGUAAUUUUUUAAUUGUAGGAAACUAAGGACGACAACUUAAGAUCUCUUAAAAACAGUCAUCUUGAGGGGAUAAGUCUACAGACAGAGCCAAUCGAGGAUGAGAAGGGUUUUGAUCAACGUGAAAAUGCAUCGAAACAAUUAAAUGAGGUAAAUAUUGAUGACACUUUUAUCCAGGUGCCUUGCUGUUCUUGUGCCUGGCUCUAAUUAUAUUAUAUACGUAGGGAAGAACUGAUUACGACUGGCUAUUUGUUCUUACCUUUGUUAGAUUCAUUUACCCACAGAGGCUAACAGCCCUUUUGAUUAAAAUGUCUUCAAAUCACCGUCAGACACUUUUCAGUGUUUCGUAACUGUUGCACCCAGCUAAGUUCAUUUUUACCAACAUUUAAUACUGCAAUGAUCCUUUACACCCCAACAUCAUCAUGCAUAUUCUCUAUACUGUUUUCUUUAUAUUUCCUAGGUUCUAGCUGUCAACCGCUUACAAACAGCACUUGGCUUAAGAAAAGGAACAGAAAAAGAGGAAGUCGAAAUUAAGAGCACGCCCUCUAGUGUAGUUGCCUCUUCAAAAACCGAAGUGGUCGCUGACACAAGUUCUUCUGAGAUACCAACCCGGUUCGAAAGUGAUAGUCUUGAGGGAAGGUACAUUAUGAAGCUUGAAAGAAGAUUAGCGUACCUCGAAAACUUGAUACCUCAAUGCUACGCACGUCAUGAAGAAGAUGCAAUAUUCAAGCAAAAGUUGCAGGAGAAAAUCCACCAGCUUGAAUCGCAACUAGAAGAAGAAGAAAUCUUCAAACAAAAAUUGCAUAGGAAGAUUGAUCAGCUUGCAUCACAACUACAAGAAAGGGAUCAUUACAGACAGAACGAUCAGAAGACCACUAGGCAAGCUGGAAAAAUGGCCCAACUUCGGAAGACGCUGGAAAACGAAAUGACCCAGUGCCACUCACAGUUGAAAGGUAUGGGUGAAAUUGAGGCCGUAGACCAGGAACAUUUGCAGGACCAUGCGCAGUUAAAAGAAGCAGAUAGCGGUGGCGAGGAAACGGAGAAGAAGGUGGCCAAGGACAGUUAUUCACAUUUGAAAGAAUCGUGUUGUAGUAAAGAGAGGGUGGAGGUAACGGCUGCCGAGCUCCAGCUGGUAAAAGAAGUGCAUCGUCUAAAAGAGAACAUAGAGAAAGAAUUACAGGACACAAAGAGGAAAACUGAUAGACAUUUUAAGACAAUAGAGAGGAAGGAAGACGAGGACGCUUUACAGUUGGGUGAGCUGAAUUUUCGUCAAGAGGGGAGAGAGAAGACAAUGGCGCAGCUCCAUUCAAAAGCAAAAGAAAAGGAUCAUCAAAAGGAGAACAAAGAGCAAGAAAUACAGGGCGCAAAGGAACUGUUAAAAGAAAUCGAUAAACGUGUCGAGGGAAACGAGAAGAAGGUGGCCGAAUACGCUUUACAGUUGGAUAAGAUGAGUUCUCGUAUAGAGAAGAUAGAGAAAACGAAUGACCAGUUUCAUUCACAGAUGGUAAAAGAAACGAAUCAUCAACUAGAGAAGAUGGAGAAGGAAAUACGGGAUUUAAAAGAGCUCAUUAAAGGAAUUUGUCAACGCACCGAGAAAGUGGAAAAGAAACAGGCCGACCAGGGUUCCCACCUGGAAGAAAUGGAUUCUCGCGUAGAGCGGAUGAAGACGGCAAUUGAUCAGUUCCAUUUACAGUUGGAAGAAUUGCGAAGUUUCCUGGAGGAAAAAAUGAGGAAUGAAAUGCGAGAUGUAGUAGAUGAAGUCGAGAACCAACGCGUAUUCCUCUCCACCCAUGAAGAGAAUAUGGCCCUUCUUCGCCGUGCUCUUGGUAACCUUAAUCUAAUGUUUCAGCGUGAUGUCAGCACUUUGAAUAGGCGAGUUGAUACCUUACUCGUAAGUAAUGGUCCAGUUGUACCCAAUGGGGUUGGAUAAGUCCUUCUCGUUUAAUGGCUUAUUGACGGUUAGUAUACCUUCCCGGUGAAUACGCGUGAACAUUACACAAUUCUGCUCAAAACUCUAGAAUUUUGCUCGGCAGUUAAAGAAAGCCUGAAAUUUACCUCAAUAAGACUGAAAAAUUUUCACAGGAUAUGUUUCAGGAAAUAUUAGUCACAUUUGCUUUGUAUUGGACUUUCAAUUUUUCGUAUAGCUGUCAUGUAUAACAUCGAUAUCACAUAUAAUGAUUUUCCGUUACUCUGCGUUAGUCACGCUCGAAAAUUUCUCAUUCUGUGAGUUAAUCUAAGCCAAGUACAGUAUGCUUGUGAUCUUUCACCUUUGUGAACUCUUGUCUCCAUUAUAGUAAAUGGUGCUGUUCUGUUGGUAGAGUGCACCAAUCGAAGGUUGGCACGCAUACGUUCUUUGUUUGGCAACGAGCAUGUUUAAUUGCGGUUGUUGGCGCAGUGCUUUUUGUGUGUACAUCAGCUGGCCAAAACUUUCCUAGGGUGAAUAUAUACUUGCAUUCUAAGUAAAAAACGACAAGGAAAUUUUUUCCUUUUUUUUCCAGUUUUUUUUUAAGAGUGACUCACUGAUUAGUUGCCCAAAAUAUGGAUAGGGCACAGACUGCUCUUCAGCUAAAAACAUCUGCAAUAAUAUUUUGUACUCUUUUUGAUUUUGUUAGUAUAGCCAGGCUAAGCCUGAACAAAGUAGUGAUUUAAACAAUGAGUAGCACUGGAAAAGUCAACUUUUGGCUGGAAAAAGCUGCAAUAUAUUUGAUGAGAUUGCUCUGUCUUAUGUCAGAGUCACAAUCAGGCUAAGCCUGCGUGAAAUGGCGUUUUUUAACCCUUCAACUCCCAGAUCAAAUUUUUCAUUCUCCUUACUGUCAACCAUACAAUUCCUAUAAUGUUAGUUCCGAGAAUUUAGUAUUGGAUCAACUGAUUAUCCCCAAUUUGAUAUUUUUCUUUAUUCUUAUCACUUAGCUGGUUGAUAUUGUAUUGAUAUUGUAAGGAGAAAUUCUGUCUUGGUCACUCAUGGGAGUUAAAGGGUUAACAGUUAUUAGAAUAAGAUAAGCUAAAUGACCGAAAGUAUUUGUAACAACAGAGAACUUCACAAUAAAGUAGCCAAAGUAAUCUAGGAUUUCAAUAUAGUUUUGAUUUCCUUUGCCCUGUGAUUGGUCAAGAGAACACACAACUCUCUCAACCUCUCUCAAUACCAAAAAAAAAAAAGAACAUGUACGAUUUAGACGCUUUUGUUUUCCCGCCUUUUGGAUAGCUUGCGUGUUUCAACUGAGUUUUCAUUGGCUAAAAGUCAUAUUUUUCUUGGUUAUGAUUGGCUUCCAUGAUUACUUUGGGUUUGCAUUGGUUUCUCAACACUAAAUCGAUAUCUCUUUAUUGUUAUAAGGUACUUUUUUAAGUUAAAGUAGCCAUGCGUGUAGUUUUUUGUCAGCAUAGAACAACAAGACUGAGCCAAGCCUGAUGAAAUAUUGUUUAAAACACUCACUAGAAUUAUAAAUAUUAGUCGAACUUCACAGAAAGAAAAAAAAAGAAAAAGUUACACACAUACUUUCAAGAGCUGAUGUUAUUUUUUACGUAGUUUUUUUUUCCUUUUUGUAUUUCUGGUAUAUAAAACCAGGCAAAUAUGCUGAUUGAAAUAAUGUAUUAGACUUUUGAUGAUAUUCCUAUAAGUUCUAUGAUUAAUGGUAAAUUUGGGUAAGGAUAGCAUAAUGUAUUCUCUUUUAGCCUUUGUAGAGUGCAACUAGACUUAAUAGUGUCUCGCACCAUGGUUAUAAUCAAUAGUGGCAAGUAGAAUAUGUUAGAAUAUGUUUCAUUGUCCACCAGGCCAGCUAAUUUAAAGUUUGUAUGGUACUCUCUUUUGAUUUGAAAAUUAGAUUAAGGUCUCGCGGUUAAUAUUAUUAGAAUGGCGAGGAAACUAGUUAGCUGGAUUGAUUAAUGGGAUUUAAAGUGUAACCUAGAAUUUUUCAAGUAAUUUAUUCAGGAAGCUAGAUAUUUUUUUUGAAUCCUGAACAAAUAGACCUAAUAAAGUGUAUUGAACAUUUGAAGUACUUCGAGUUUGUUGUUAU